This is a messenger RNA of Anthostomella pinea, 1317 nucleotides long. NCBI's taxonomy places the organism in Eukaryota, Fungi, Ascomycota, Sordariomycetes, Xylariales, Xylariaceae. The record is from the annotation of a GenBank genome assembly.
AUGAGUAUGCUCCUAAAAGACGCGUUAUACAAUUACAGCACCCGUCUCAAGCCGAAGCCCCUCCAAUUCAGCGACGAUGGUCAGGACCGGUCGUUUUUCAGCAGGCGGUCACUAACCAAUGUCUUCAGUCCCACGAUAAAGCAUUUCAGUUUUGACGGAAGCGGCGGGCUACCCUUCGGUAGGCGCUCGCCUUCUCCAAGAGGCCAUUCCACAGAGUCUCUGGCCUCGAACGAGUCGUUCGACCUCGACUGGGACCAGAAAGCCCUAUUGGAGCUCUCCGACUCAGUGCGGGCCUCUCUGCGGAAGGACAACGCAGUCGGGCCCGAGGCGGAGCGACUGAGCAGCUUCCUCGAGGCGGUCCUGAAGGACGAGGAGCGUAAGCAGCCGACGUUGGACUUCGAGGCCAUCGAGUUCGCCCGCCUCGACAAGCUGCUGGCCGAGCUGCUGGCGUUCGCCGAGAUGGUCAAGGUCGCCAGCUUCACGGCGGACCUGCCGCUGCGGUUCCGCGUCGACGUGUCGCAUGCCAAGAGCCUGCAGCGCAUCUGGCGGCGGCGCUUCCGCGAGCAGUUCUUCAUGAUGGACCAGCACCGGUGUGCGAUACUCGUGAAGGGCGGCCGGCUGAAGGAUGUCUCGUUCAACAACUCCUUGACGUACGACGUAAGCAAGUGGGAGACCAAGAUGAGCGAUCCGAUCUCCGAGCUCGAAGGUAACCUGCAGUAUGAGGCGGGGCACUGGUGGUUGAAUAUCACAUGCGCCGAACGAGAUGGCAUUGUUGGUAGCUCGCUCGAGAUGCCGACCAAGGGACGAUACGGCAGCACAACCCUCCCUCUUUUGACGGGCUGGGAAGAACUGAUCCGGACUAAUACGGUCAAGUAUAUCCGUGAGGGACGCUCCUCCGACAUGCACAUCGCCUUGAUCUCGCAAGUAGGGCGCCAGAUCCGGAUCCUUCGGGGGUACCGACUGAAGAGCAUAUUUGCGCCUCAAGCCGGUGUCAGAUAUGAUGGACUCUUCACCAUCAAGCAAUACGGCUGCAAGCUAGACGACAAGACCAACACGUACCGCCUCGAACUGACGAUGGAGCGCGUUCCCGACCAGAAGUCGUUCGACGAGAUCAGGGGGGUCCCCAAACCGUCACAACUGGACGACUGGAACCUGUACGAGAAGCUCGAGGGGGACAAGAUCAAGAUACUCCAGGGAGAUUCGAACUACCUGGAGUGGAAGCUGACGAGGCAGGAGGAUAAGGUCGAUCGUGAGGAGUGGAGACGGGUGUGUGCGUUCCGAGCCUCUUUCUCGUGGCAGGGGGGGCCGCCUCUGUGA